Messenger RNA from Symbiodinium necroappetens, 1284 nucleotides. Lineage: Eukaryota; Dinophyceae; Suessiales; Symbiodiniaceae. The record is from the annotation of a GenBank genome assembly.
AUGGGCGCCCGGCAGUCCUUCUUCCGUGGAGCUCUGCAGGCCCAUAUGAAGAAGGCCAACGUUGCCGGACAGUCUUUGGCCAUGCAGAGGAGAGCGAGCUCUGCCGGCUGUGAGGUGGAUGGUGCCAUGGGCAUCAAGGGCCUUGCUCAGAGGAUAGUGGGCUGGCCCUACUUCACGCACUUCAUAAUGCUCCUGAUUCUCGCAAACGUGAUCCUCCUUGGCAUCGAGGUGGAUGUGUCCUCCAGUCUCGGAGUCAAUGAUGUCCCUCAGUCGUUCGGGAUCAUUAACCUGGUCAUCGUCGGCGUCUUCGUUGUCGAGGUGACACUGAAGCUGCUGGCAAUGGGGUGCAGCACUUAUUGGCUGGGCCCGGACAGUGCUUGGAAUAUCUUCGACUUCUGCAUCGUGGCGGUGUCUGUUAGCGAGAGCUUGAUCAAUUUCUGGGCGGAAGCUGUCUCGGAUGAUCCAAGCGAAAUGGACGGAUCGAACGCCCAGCAGCUCUUCGCUUCGCUCCUGCGCCUGGCCCGGGCCCUUCGGGGCAUCCGCGUGGUGCGCCUCUUCCGUUACGUCAGCGCUCUUCGCACGCUUGUCCUCUCCAUUGUUGGCACAACUGCUUCACUCUUUUGGACACUGGUGAUGCUCAUGAUCCUCUUCUACGGCUUCGGCAUAGCGCUGACGCAGCUGGUGGUCGACCAUUGUAGACUGCAGACCAUCGCAGCUCAAGAGGACCCCAACGCCAUCCCACGGUGUCCCGAUGAUCUCGGCAUGUACUGGGAGUCUGUCCCUGAGAGCAUGUUGACGCUUUUCAUGGCUAUCUCCGGCGGCCUCAGUUGGGACGACGCCAUGCGGCCCAUACGUAAGGUCUCAAGCUUGGCUUUCGCUUUGGUCAUCUUGUACAUCGUAAUUGCAGUGUUCGCGGUUUUGAACGUCGUCACUGGCGUCUUCUGUAACACGGCGAUCGAAAGCGCUAGUGCAGACAAGGAGGUCGCGACGAUCAAGCAAGCACGAAAGCGUGCGGCACAAGUCGACCAGCUCAAGGACAUUUUCAAAGAGCUCGACCAUUCGGGCUCCAACAACAUCAGCCUCCAGGACAUGGAGGAAGCCAUUGACACGAAGAAGUUGUCGCACUUCUUGGAUUCCAUUGGAAUCUCAACCGAUGAUGUCUGGACUUUCUUCAUGCUGCUGGACCGGGAUGAAAACGGCCUGAUCGAUAUCGAGGACGCCUGGGGCGCUGAAGUCAGAUCGGCUUGGGCUUGUUUGGAACGCAUAGGACAGAAUCGCUACUGA